AUGAUGCAUCGCGAUCAGAACUACCACAGGCGAGGGUUCGCUCAGACGCCGACAGAGUUUUGGAGUUUUCAGCGAUUACCGGCAGAGAUCCGGAAUAUGAUUUGGGAGUACUCGUUGCCAGAAUCCCGGGUGUACGAGGUCAUGGAUGCUCCCAGCUCCAAACAGAAGACUCCGGCUCAGAAGGGGUUGAUGUUUGCCAAUGUGCACCCGGAGCCUCCUCCGCCGCUGGCAGCUGUCUGUCGAGAGAGCCGAUGCUUUGUGCUUCACCACUACAAACCGUUGACGCUAGGCCCGACGACGAAGUACGUCGACCUCUCCCGGGACAUCUUGCUCCUGGAACCAUAUCUGUUGGUCAAACGGCUACACCGGACGCUGCAUUUCAUGAGCCAGAUUCCUCUUGUGCGGGACAACAUCAACAGACUGGCCCUCGGCACCUCGUACGGCAUCUACCCAGGAAUCUUUCACCCUGUGUUGAGCUGGAAGGUCUCCAAGACGAACAUGCACAAGCUGAUGACCAGUCUGGCCAAGUUCCCCAAGCUACAAACAUUGGUGUUUGUCGUUCAUCAGGAGUUCCAGUUCGAGUUUGAUUUCGGGCACCCAUCCGGGAUGGCGCCCCUUUCAAACCAUCAGCAACACGCACAACUACAAGGGGCAGCAGCGACGGGCAUGGGCGGUUAUCCAUCACCAGCACCGAGCAGUGCGAUCAGUGGAACUGGCACUCCAAUGCCAAGUUUAUCACCAUCAGCAAGUCGUUUGCCCACUCCAAUGAGCAGCAAUGCCCCUUCGCCAUCACCGCCCCAGUCAUUACCUCUUCCAUCUCUGCCACCAUUGUCUUCGUCUCCUCCAUCAACCUCUGCUUCCUCCUCAUCAUCUGAACCACAAUACCGACCCCAACAGAUACACCAAGCCUACCGGUUCAAGUUCGACAUUGAAGCCAACAUCAACCACCAACCCCGACGGCCUCACCAUAACGAGCUGUCGUACUACCCGCUGCCAAUCGACGAGGAGAAAGACGACUGGGACCUCGGGGAGAUUGGGGAGGAAGGGGAGUGGUGCGAUCCACGGCCGACGAAUGAUGACUGGAGGCGGUUUAGGAAGAGGUUCGUGUGGGCUAUGGAUAAGAGCACCGCUCCUGAGGAGGAGAAGCCAGAGAAGAGUGGGGCCAAGAGAGGGGCGGAGGAUGACCUGAGGGGUUUGGCGAAGAAGUUGAAGCUCAAGGGGGCGAGCCUGUUGUGGAGGUAUACCAGUCAGAGGAAUGGGGGGUAUGCUGGGUAUGCUGGGUUGAGUUCGGGGGUGCAGGUAAGGGGGGGGUAUGCUUCUUGA
Messenger RNA from Podospora anserina S mat+, 1323 nucleotides. RefSeq lists its product as uncharacterized. The record is from RefSeq and is a predicted model, not a curated record. The transcript has a single exon. Bases 1 to 1323 code for a protein of 440 amino acids. NCBI's taxonomy places the organism in Eukaryota, Fungi, Ascomycota, Sordariomycetes, Sordariales, Podosporaceae.